This is a messenger RNA of Myripristis murdjan (pinecone soldierfish), 5874 nucleotides long. RefSeq names its product BMP2 inducible kinase (gene bmp2k). The record is from RefSeq and is a predicted model, not a curated record. The transcript has 16 exons. Gene Ontology annotation, molecular function: ATP binding; protein kinase activity. Gene Ontology annotation, biological process: protein phosphorylation. NCBI's taxonomy places the organism in Eukaryota, Metazoa, Chordata, Actinopteri, Holocentriformes, Holocentridae. Bases 855 to 4394 code for a protein of 1179 amino acids.
GCUGCCUGGGAGUCACGAGAGUUCCAAGUUUAACGGUAGCUUCGCGAAAAUGACCCGGAGGAAGACACCCGGGGAGCGGAGCUGAGCCAACCGCCCGGAGGGGGGGUUCUAACACCUAACAGAGGGACGCUCUCCUGUUUGGAUUUGACGCUUUUUUCUUUUUCUUUUUUUACUUUGUAGCCCACCUGCAGUUUUGGGUGGCUCGCAGUUGUCGGUUACUAGCUGUUGCUAAGCUCGUUUAGCCGCCGCGAGCUGAGCUAGCCUCGCGCGGGCUAACGCGGAGAAGCAGCCGGAGAGGAGUGAGCGAGUCGCGGGCUUGAAGGCGCUGUUUCCCCGGGGGGUGGGCGGCGGACUCCGAGGCGGAUCUAUCUCCGCGGUGUAAAUAACGCCGGGCACCAUUGUUAUGCUCCUCCGCUGCCCACAACUCAGUCAUUGUUGUUGAAGCGACUGUCGGCUGCGUGCUAGCUCCAGCUGUAGCCAGCUAGCGUGAUGUGUCAUCGGAGCUAACAAACUCAUCUCGCCCCGUGAUUUUUCUUUCUGUUUUUUAUGAUUAUUUGAAUCGAUUUCACAGUCCUCUCGAGUCGGAGUGGAUGCUGUCAGCCUCCCGCCGGUACGUGCUUUGAGGAGCCGGAGCCGAUGACAUUCUCCUCCCGCUGACUCCCAGUUCAUGUCAUGAGACCCCGGAGCAGAAAGUAGCUCCUCCAGAAGCAGCAGCCGCGGAGCAUGCAGGAGAAGAAGAGAAGGGUUCAGAGAAGUAGAUAGGGAGGGGGAGACACAGCUGUGAGAAAAUCUGUGUUUUUUUCUAUUUAAAAUUUCGAGGAUUGUAUUUUUGUGGCCGCACCCGGGAAGCAAGAAUGAAGAAGUUUUCCAGGAUGCCGAAGUCGGAGAGCGGCGGGCUCGGAGGGGCGUCCGGCUCCAGCUCCGGCUCCGGGGUCAGCAGCUACUUCGGGAAAGUGUUUGCAGUCGGCCGGUAUCAAGUCACCGUGGAAGAGCUGAUUGCAGAGGGAGGCUUUUCUGUGGUUUUCCUGGCUCGUACACACAGCGGCGUUCGCUGUGCUCUCAAGAGGAUGUACGUCAACAACGUCCCGGACCUGAACAUCUACAAGAGGGAGAUCACUAUCAUGAAGGAGCUGUCGGGUCAUAAGAACAUCGUAGGUUAUCUGGACUCCACCAUCAAUGCUGUUUCAGACAGUGUCUGGGAAGUCCUCAUCCUCAUGGAGUACUGUAAAGCGGGUCAGGUGGUGAAGCAGAUGAACCAGCGGCUGAAUGUGGGCUUCAGCGAGGCUGAAGUCCUCCACAUCUUCUGCGACACCUGCGAGGCCGUCGCUCGCCUGCACCAGUGCAAGACUCCCGUCAUCCACCGAGACCUAAAGGUUGAAAACAUCCUGCUGAAUGACCAGGGAAAUUAUGUGCUGUGUGACUUCGGCAGCUCCACUCACAAGGUCUUGGUGCCACAUAAGGACGGCGUGACCGCUGUGGAGGACGAGAUCAAGAAGUACACGACCCUGUCAUAUCGCGCGCCGGAGAUGAUUAACUUGUACGCAGGGAAAGCCAUCACCACUAAGGCUGAUAUAUGGGCACUUGGAUGCUUGUUGUACAAGCUGUGUUUCUUCUCGCUUCCAUUUGGGGAGAGUCAAGUCGCCAUAUGUGACGGAACCUUUAUCGUUCCAGAUAACUCCAAAUUCUCCUUCAAGUUGCACUGCUUAAUCAGAUACAUGCUCGAGCCAGACCAGGAGAAGAGACCAGACAUCUACCAAGUGUCCUACUUUGCCUUCAAGUUUGCUGGAAAAGACUGUCCAGUGCCAAAUCUCUCUAACUCCCCCCUCCCCACGUCGCUCCCAGAGCCGCUGACGGCCAGCGAGGUCGCUGCUAAGAAGAGCAUGACGAAAGCCAGAAUAACGGACUCUGUGGGCCCGACGGAAACAUCGAUCGCACCAAGACAGCGGCCGAAGGCGGCCAACAGCAACGUCCUGCCCCUCGCCAACACCGUCACCCCCGUCAAGAUGACCGUGCCUUCAGCACCCGUCAGUAACGGCCAGAAAGCUCCCACCCCUGGCUCUGGGCAGCCGGCCUUACAGCCUCAGCAGCCUCAGGCCAGCAGCCAGCAGCACCGAGUCCUGCAGCAGCUGCAGCCUGGAGACCUGCGUCUGCAGCAGCUGCAGCAGCAUCACCACCACCAACAACAACAACAACAACAACAACAAGCCGUACAGCAACAACACGCCAACGCACAGCAACUCCAAUACCUCCAAUACCAACAGGCUGUGCAGCAGUCCCUCCAGCUGCAGCAGCAGCAGCAGCAGCAGGCUUUGCUCCAGCAGCAGCAACAGAUGAUGAUGCAGCCGAUGUACCAGCAGCAGGUCGCCCAGGCCCAGGCCCAGGCCCAGGCUCAGUACGCAGCCAUGCUGCACCAGUACCAACAGGCUUUUGUCCAACAGCAGCAGCAGCAGCAGCAGCAGCAUCAGCAGCAUCAUCAACAUCAGCAGCAGCACCACCCCGCUCAGCAGCCUCUCCCCUAUCUCACCUCCCCUCUUGAGUUCCAGAUCCCCCUGGGCUCCUAUAAUCCAACCACGCCUGGGGCUGGGACUGGGGCCGGAAGUGGCCAAAUGGGGGGGCCCUCCCCUGUGGAUCCCCCAUACACUAACCCCAGUCGAAACCCUCUGCUUGGCACAGACGGGAUCACCCCGCCCUCUCAGAGCUGCAACAGCACAGUCAGCAACCCCCCCGACAUGUCUGGCUGGAACCCCUUUGGAGAGGACAACUUCUCGAAGAUGACUGAGGAGGAGUUGAUCGACAGGGAGUUUGACAUGCUCAGAGCAAAAAAGCCAGUGGAGAGAACAGCUAGCGUGGAAACAGACCGACCGCCUGCCGCCGCCAAGCCCCUCCCCCCUGAGGACCUGUUCGGGUCGGUCCCGUUUGUGGCCAGCGCAGGUACCAACGCAACUAAGAGUGACCAGACGGAUGAGGAAGUUUCUGUCCCCGCCUCUGCCUCAAACACCUUAGAGGAACUGCAGGCGCCUGCAGCCAAGGAGCACAAACCAGGCAAAAAGAGCAACUCUGCCGGCCCAGCGAGCCGCAGACCAGGGGACGAGUCGGACAGCGACUUUGAGUCUGACCCUCCUUCCCCGAAGAGCAGUGAGGAUGAGGAGCCUGAGGAGGAUGAAGGCCUGAACAGCGAGCACGGCGAGUUCAACGACGACACUGAGCCAGAGAAUCUGGGACAGAGGCCUCUGCUGAUGGACUCUGAGGACGAAGCCGAGGAAGAUGACGACAAGCACAGCUCUGAUUCGGACUGUGACCCCAGCAGAGUCAAAAGCCGUUCAAAGAAACUUCCAGGUGGCAAAGGAGCUGCUGUCGCCGCCCAAAGGAGUCCUCGGGUGGAUUCCGGCAUGACUCUAAUCACCCCUCCGGAGUCGCCAAGUGGACGUGCAAGAGCAGCCGCGGCUGUCGAAGCUGUGGAUGUUUUUGGCGCCGUCCCUUUCCUUGGAGGGGCUUCACCCAUCGGGCCUUCAGAAAGCACGGACAUCUUCGCCAAAGCGCCUUUCAGACAGGUCAGCCAUGAGCAGCAAGCCAUGGAGGAGUUUGAUGUUUUUACCAAAGCGCCAUUCAACCGGAACCUCUCCAAGUCCGGCAAGAGCAGCAGUGACGUUCCCAUGGGCCAAACGCCGCCCAUUUCCCCUGAGGGCAUCGAUAUUUUCGGCUUCUCUCCAUUCCAGCCGGGCCCCACCGCGCCGCCUCCCACCACCUCCAGGAGCGCAGAAGAUAUCUUUCGGCCGUCUUACGAGGAGGCAGCCAGUCCGCAGCAGCAGAGGCUGAAACAGCGCAGCCUCCAGAAGCUGACCUCGCGGCAGAGGAAGACCAAGCAGGACGCGAGUGCCGGCGGCAGCAACGGCAAGCGUCACCACGGUACGCCAACCGGAGGCCGAAAGACGAACAAGCCCACUUUCCGCACACCGGAGCGAGUCCGCAGGCACAAGAAGGUCGGCCGGAGAGACUCGCAGAGCAGCAACGAGUUUCUCAGCACCUCUGACUCUAAAGAGAACAUCAGUGUUGACAUCACCAUGGGGGAAGGAAAAGACAAAGGAGCUUCCUUACCCGUAGACGACGCUCUGUUGGACCCCUUCGGAGCCAAACCCUUCCACCCUCAAGAUGGCAGUAGGCACGGCGGCUAUCAAGGCCUCGCCGACAGCAAGAGCGACAUGGGCUCAGCCAACGGCAAGUCCUGGACAACUCCUCUGCACGGUGCGCUCGGAGAGAGCGACAUCAUCGAUGAUUUCGGGGCGGUGCCCUUCACAGAACUCGUUGUCCACGGCGGACCGCAGCAGCAGCAGCAGCCCUCGCAGCAAGUGGAGCUCGAUCCUUUCGGAGCUGCGCCUUUCCCCUCGAAGCAGUGACUAUCUCUUCCCGUCUUCCCAGCGCACACACUUCGUCAAUCACAUACAAAACGGCCACAGCUGAAAUAACCUCUGAGGUUUUGGUUGGGUUAUACCGAGUAAUAUUUUCUGCCAAACAUGAAACAGACAAGCUAACACAGUCCAAACGCCUUGUAAGAACAUUUUAAUGCAUCACGCAGUUUGAGUAACAAAAAUCCUGUGGAGGUUAGGUGAUUUAUUCCAGGCUCUGGCUCUGUAUCCAUAUCUUUUUCGCCUGUACCUGUUUGCUGAGAAGCCUUUAAUGCUGCAUCAUAACACAUUUAGAGACGUUUGAACCGGGAGAAACGGAAACUGAAAUCCACUCAAGAUCGUACUGUGAUUAUAAGCUUGCUCAGUGUUUGACUGCUUGACUUGCUGCAAAAAGCUCUGCGUAGUUUGUGGCCUGCCUUCUGAUCUACCAAUACAAAAUUUUUUUAGCACCGUAAAGCCUUACGAGCAUGGCUCUGCCUUGCUGCACAGUACCUCGGAAACCAUGACGCAGACGGCCAGCGUUGCCCUUCUGCAUCGGUGGGAUAUUUUGGGAGUAGUCCUUAACCACUUUAUUUCCUUCUUAUUAGACCUUUCUCUAUGCAUAAUUUUACAGUAGUCUUGGCACAGCAAAUGUGGGCUGUGAUUUGUGUCGCAUUACACUUGGAAUACUAGAAGGGAUUCAUUUUCGUUGUACUUCCUAUAAAGGUGGAUCUGUUAAUUGGAACAGUUUAUAAUUUAGGCUCUUAACUGUUUUCUAUGUUUUGUUUUGUUUUCUAGCAGUAAACCUGUAAGUACCAUGUUAAUUUUUUUUCUUUUUUUUUUUAAAGUUACAACUCAAGACAUUCUAUUAGAAAUAAAGCAGGAAAUAAAAUGCAGAAGCCACAUUAAAUCACUAGUCUAGCAUUUGCGUUUUAAGAACUUUGACCCCAACAGAGCAACUUUAAGUGUGGUCUCAAAUUUUGAUUUUGCAUAUUACCGCCGUCAUUUAAGCUACGGGGGAAAAAAUAAAUGGGUUUUGUGCCAUCAGCUAACGCCAAUCUUUACUCUGCAGGAGGAAGUGAAUUGGUCAGCUUUGAACGUGUCGGUUCAAGUGUUGUACUCAUAAAGGGAAACCCUUCCAGACCCACUCUGAGACACCUGUGAGAUUUGAAAUCAGGUCAUUUGACUGGAUGAAUGCACUUUUCAGCAUUGAAUUCUUCCACUGUCUUGCAGACAGAGUCCAAACAAAACGUGCGGACUCAGUCUAGUUCUUUCUGUUCUAUAUAGAUGGCCUUAAGCACUGCAUUGACCUCCCAUUGGCACAUUCAUCUGGACUCAAACUGCAGCUCGCUGUGUUUUCACCAAUGGACCUUUGAUACGACCAUUUUCCAUCGUUUUUUUUUUUUUUUUUUUUUUCAAGAGGGUAAAUCUUUUAUUGUAUUUAUCAUGCUAUACUGCUGUUUGAUGCAAUAAAAAGAAAAGAUUCAUCUCA